AUGGCCAUACCGCCAGAUCAGGUGGACCUGGGGCACAUCCUCGGUCCGGACGGUGCAGGGGACACCUUUGAUGACAUCUGGGGCUCGGAACCAUCUUCCCCUACGGCCCUAGAACGGGGCCAUGACCAUGACCAUGAUCAUGAUGCCACCACCACCUCGGACGUCCCCCGCCCCCGCGAGACGGCUCACCACGUGUCUGACAUUCCGAGGCUUCAAGCCGAGCACACAACGGCGGGAUACCGCGAGGGUGUCACGGCAGGGAAAGCCGAGAGCCUCCAAGCCGGCUUCGACGAGGGCUUCAGCCUAGGCGCCGCCAUCGGGUCCAAGGCCGGCCAGCUCCUCGGCCUCCUCGAGGGGAUCGCGCAGGCCCUCGCCGGCCACGCGGACACGACGACGGCGGUGGCCCGGGAGGAGGCGACAAAGGCGGUCCAAGACGCCCGCGCUGACCUCAGCAAGGAGCGGCUUUUCACGGCGGACUUGUUCAACAGCGACGGGACAUGGAAGUACCCGGUUGCCGGUGGUGCGGCGGCCUUUUCGGCAGGCGAAGAAGGGGAUGGCGCUACCGUAGCCGAGGAGGGGGACGUCGUGUUCGCGUCCGUGGCUGACGCACACCCGCUGAUCGCUCGGUGGACGGCUGUCGUGGAUGCUGCUAUGGAGCGGUGGGGGAUCGAUCCUGCCAUCUUUGACGAAGCGCGGCCCCACGACGAUGGUGACGACCAUCAUGACCACCACCACCACCACCACCACCACCACCACCACCCUCACCAGCGCGAAGGCGAUCGUCGUCAGGCUCCCUUGGAGGAGGAGAGGACCUCGACUAGUGUAGCGCCUCCGCAGAGCAAGAAGCCUUUGGAUUGGUGA
Sodiomyces alkalinus F11 is the source of this 861-nucleotide messenger RNA. RefSeq lists its product as hypothetical. The transcript has a single exon. Lineage: Eukaryota; Fungi; Ascomycota; Sordariomycetes; Glomerellales; Plectosphaerellaceae. The coding region runs from base 1 to 861 and encodes 286 amino acids. The record is from RefSeq and is a predicted model, not a curated record.